AUGUCUGCUUCUAAGUCAUCAGACGUGAAGCCUCAGCAGGCCAAGAGAGGUGCCGUUGAUUUUGUAGCUGGUGGUGUAGCAGGAUUGUUUGAGGCAUUAUGUUGUCAUCCCUUGGAUACCAUCAAGGUUCGAAUGCAAUUAUACAGAAAAUCAGGAAAGAAACCACCGGGGUUUAUAAGAACAGGUAUAAACAUUGUUGAGAAGGAAGGCUUUUUGUCGCUUUACAAAGGUUUGGGAGCAGUUGUUAUUGGUAUCGUGCCCAAAAUGGCUAUAAGAUUCUCAUCCUAUGAGUUUUAUAGAUCAUUCUUUUACGAUGAAAAUGGUAAAAUUACAGCUGGUCAAACAUUUCUUGCUGGUGUUGGUGCAGGUAUAACAGAGUCUAUAAUGGUUGUUAACCCCAUGGAAGUUGUCAAGAUUAGAUUGCAAGCUCAGCAUCAUUCAAUGAAAGAUCCUCUUGAUAUUCCAAAAUACAGAAAUGCUCCUCAUGCAGCAUAUUUGAUUUGCAAAGAAGAAGGAUUUAAAACCUUGUAUCGUGGUGUUUCUUUGACUUGUGCAAGACAAGCAACAAACCAAGGUGUCAACUUUACAGUGUAUUCUAAACUUAAGGAAUAUUUGCAAAAACGUGAAGGCAAGGAAAUCUUACCUUCAUGGCAAACAAGUGGUAUUGGUUUGAUUUCAGGUGCUUUGGGACCAUUGUCAAAUGCCCCACUUGACACAAUAAAGACUAGAUUGCAAAAAUCUUCAUAUGCGUCAAAUGAAAGUGGUUUAGUACGUAUCAUCAAAAUUGGUAAACAGUUGGUGAAGGAAGAAGGUAUCAACGCACUUUAUAAAGGUAUCACUCCAAGAAUUAUGAGAGUUGCUCCUGGUCAAGCGGUUACUUUUACAGUCUAUGAAUACGUAAAGGAUUUAUUAACUAAAGAGUCCGGGGCGGGCAUCAAUUUGAGUGGGAACACCCCUAAUAAGAAAAACUCAAAUUAA
Molecule: messenger RNA, 978 nt
Organism: Lodderomyces oxycetoniae
Lineage: Eukaryota; Fungi; Ascomycota; Pichiomycetes; Serinales; Debaryomycetaceae
Gene: SFC1
Product: Sfc1p
Exons: 1
Coding region: 1-978 (325 amino acids)
Biological process (GO): transmembrane transport; fumarate transport; succinate transport
Cellular component (GO): mitochondrion
Molecular function (GO): succinate:fumarate antiporter activity
Source: RefSeq, a predicted model, not a curated record